Molecule: messenger RNA, 1095 nt
Organism: Candidula unifasciata
Lineage: Eukaryota; Metazoa; Mollusca; Gastropoda; Stylommatophora; Geomitridae
Source: the annotation of a GenBank genome assembly
AUGCGCCAACGACUUUGUCAACAUCUACUCGCAGCUCAAGCACGAAUCAGACGACCUCCUGGACGCCGAGAUGUCCGGCCCGUUCUGUGGAGACACCAAAGAAGAUCUGCCCAAGCUGGUUGUGUCCACUCGGAAUGUCCUCGUCAUCUGGUUUUACUCCAACGAGGAGAAGACCAGUGGUGGUUUCCAUGGCACCUGGGAGUUUAUCGAUGCAGUGCACUAUGAGAUGGGUACAGUGGCGCCCCACACUUGUGGCUACACCAUUCGCAGUGAAAACAAACGGCAGGGCUAUAUCAUGUCUCCCACCUACCCCGGAGUCUACCCUGAUAACCUCUUCUGCUCCUAUAAACUGCAAGGCAAACCGGGUCAGCGGCUAAAGCUCACCUUCCAGGACUUCUCACUCUUCUACGGGGGUGAAUAUUGUCCUUUUGACUAUUUGAGGAUCUACGAUGGAUAUACAAACACGGCAGCAACACCCGUCAUUGGGACCUUCUGCGGCAGCUUCAACCAGUCCACGGUCAUUUUCUCCAAGGGAGAAGCUCUGUGGUUGGACUUCGUCACCGGCGAGGGGAGGUUGAACUUUACUGCUCCACCACUGGGAGCUAGUGCCGACUUUAGGUUCGCUCGGAGAGGGUUCAAUAUAUCAUACGUUUUCAGUGAGGAUUUUGUCAAAUUAGAUGAACAUUUUAUCAAAGAUGGCGCCGAACAUGUUCCGGGCACUCAGUGUGACUUGCGGAUCAUGAGUGGUAAGGAAACAAACGGAACGUUCGUUUCUCCUGGUUUCCCGGGCAACUUCAGAGAAGGUCUCAUUUGCCGGUACUAUAUGGACGGGUUGAUGGACGAGCAGAACUUGGAGAAGGUCAAAGUCAGUUUUUAUGACUUUAACAUUCCUGGAAAUAUGCCAUACUGCUUGCUGGGAUACCUAGGUGAGAACGAAGACGGAAGACUGAGUGAAGGUGCAGUGAAGAACAAAUACUGUGGCAGCUAUAACCCCCCAGUCAUCACCAGUAUGGGGCCCACGAAUGGUGAUCACACUCAACACAACAGGGGCCAUCCACGGGGGCAAGUUCUUCGCCAAAUAUGCAUUUAUUACAG